Molecule: messenger RNA, 624 nt
Organism: Emiliania huxleyi CCMP1516
Lineage: Eukaryota; Haptophyta; Isochrysidales; Noelaerhabdaceae
Exons: 3
Coding region: 1-624 (207 amino acids)
Biological process (GO): protein sumoylation
Cellular component (GO): nucleus
Molecular function (GO): SUMO conjugating enzyme activity
Source: RefSeq, a predicted model, not a curated record
AUGUCCGGCAUCGCUCGCGGCCGCCUCCAGGAGGAGCGAAAGCUCUGGCGGAGAGACCACCCGCACGGAUUUGUGGCAAAGCCUCGCACGAAUCCCGACGGGACGCAGGACAUCCUGCACUGGGACUGCGUCGUGCCCGGCAAGAAGGACACCAUCUGGGGCGCGGGCCGCUACCCUGUGCACAUGGUCUUCACCGACGAGUACCCGAGCAAGCCGCCCGAGUGCAAGUUUGGCAAGGCGCCCAACGACAAGCCGCUCUUCCACCCCAACGUCUACCCCUCCGGCAAGAUCUGCCUCUCGCUGCUCGACGCCGACAAGGCCUCGCCGCCGCCGCCGCCCCUCCUAUACCUGCCGCCUCUCCCCUCCCAGCCGCCUCGCUCUUCCCCCUCACGCCUCUCUCCUCUUUUGCCGCCCACUGCUUCACAGCCCCUCCCCACGUCGCCGCUCCCCUCGCCGACCAGGGAUGGAAGCCGGCGCUCACCAUCAAACAGCAUCCAGACGCUGCUCGACGACCCGAACGUGGGCGACCCGGCGCAGGAGGAGCCGUACCGCGUGUACAACAACAACCGCGCCGAGUACGAGAGGAGGGUCAAGGAGCAGGCCCGCCUCUUUGCAAACAUGUAG